AUGGCUUUAUUUUAUUACCUCCCAUCUGUCCCCCUCCCACGAGGCACAGGGGCCGAAGCAGCACCGCACAGGCUCUGUGAGUCCAUUCUGUCCCCUGCGCCCUCCUCCCCCCACCAGCCGUCAGUAAACGCCCAAAACCCAGGCAUCCCCGUGUGGUCUGUGGAGUUGGUCCCCACCUACCCUUGGAAAGACCAGGGAUGGUGUCUAACUCUCAAACUUGUAUUUUCCCCCCAGUGCUUAGCACCCUGUGGGCACUUGGUAAAUACUAUUACUGCUGCUGAGCUCAGAACGGGCUGCACAAACCCAGGGCAAACCCUCGCCCUUUUCUGGGAGGUGAGAGCUGGGCUCUCCAGUGGGUCCCACACUGUGCUCCUUGCCUUGGGCCUGCCCCCACAAGCCCAGUUGUUCCGGCAGUCACGCAUCAGUAGCCGGAAGCCCUGCAGGGGCCCUGCUGCUGAGCAGAUUCUCACCACCUUCCCCCAUUUCUCCCACCAUCAUUUGCCUCCCCCAGCAUCCUGGGAAGCCCCAGGGAGGUUCCGAAAUGCCGCAAGCCGCUCUUUCCCCUCCACUUGUUUGCGCUCCCCCAUUCAAGGUUCCUCCUUGAGAGGCAGCGAGCGGUACCGGCAUCACUGCUCAGCCCUACACGCUGCAGAAGCGGACGGGGCAGCGCUGACUGAGGCUGGGCACCCAGAGGCUGCUCUCCGGUCAGUCCCAUCUCCUAGCACAACAGGUGGUGAGAGGAGGGCCAUGCCCCCAUCCACGCUCCCACCGCACCCACCCCAGGGGACUGCUGGACCAGACCUGGACCCAGAUGCAGAGGAGUCAAACUUGGAAAUCCCACCCUGACAGGACUCAGCCCAGAGCUCCAGGGGAAAUACUGAAGCAGCAGCUUGGCUUACUGGAUAGAGCCUGGGGCCUGGCAAUCAA
This is a messenger RNA of Tachyglossus aculeatus (Australian echidna), 927 nucleotides long. RefSeq lists its product as uncharacterized. Lineage: Eukaryota; Metazoa; Chordata; Mammalia; Monotremata; Tachyglossidae. Bases 1 to 846 code for a protein of 281 amino acids. The record is from RefSeq and is a predicted model, not a curated record. The transcript has 3 exons.